AUGGCCGGUCCAAACUUCGCUUCAGGUUCAGGGUCACCUACCAGACCAAGUGCCUUGCAACUCCCUAUUCCUCCUCCGCUACUUCAUACACGCGCCAGCCAAGAGAACUACGACCGACCCUCCACACCUACUCACAACCAAAAUGAAUUCACAAGCCCGGUACAAACACCUACUGGGAGCCCUAGCAAGAAUCGAAUGCCUCCUGGUGCCUUGAAUCUGCCUGGGGUUUUCGAGAAAGCAAUGAAAUUGGCUCCUUCCUCACCUACCAAGUCAGGAUUCGGCACACCAAGCUCCCCUGGUAAGGGUUUGUCUGUACUAGAAGACUUCAAUGGAAGUGUAAUCCAUCAGGAGCCCUACCAACAAGCUCCCGGAAGCCCAACGCGCCGAUCGAAUAAAGAAAAUGCUCCGCCAGGUGUGCCACGCCUGGGAAAAGAGCUUGGUCUCAAUGCCAAUUCGGCUGCCGUAUCUAGGAUGGAACAAUAUCAACAGCGCGACAACAUGGAGAGUGUGCGACGAGCUCAAAACCAGACUAUGCGCGGUUUGACGCCAGAGGAGCUGGAGAAGCUUCAGCUACCCAAGGUCAAACGAUUGGCGAAUGUGACUCAGCUUUAUUUCCUCGAUCAUUAUUUUGACAUACUCAGCUAUGUGCACAAUCGCCAAACCCGGUACAACCAAUUCAAAGCCGCCUACCCUCCAGAGACCCCGGCCGAAGAGUACGAGCCUGCGCUUCAGAAAUACCUCGGCCGCGAACGUGCUAAUCUCCGGAAACGACGCACUCGUCUGCGACAUGGUGAUUUCCAUAUUCUAACUCAAGUUGGUCAAGGUGGAUAUGGACAGGUUUAUUUGGCACAGAAGAAAGAUACCCGUGAAGUGUGCGCUUUGAAGAUCAUGAGCAAGAAGCUGCUUUUCAAGCUCGAUGAAAUCCGUCAUAUCUUGACUGAGCGUGAUAUUUUGACUGCUGCCAAGAGCGACUGGCUAGUGAAACUCUUGUACGCUUUCCAAGAUGACCAACAAAUCUAUCUUGCCAUGGAAUAUGUGCCAGGUGGUGACUUCCGAACCUUACUCAACAACACCGGAGUCCUACAUAAUCGACACGCACGCUUUUACAUUGCCGAAAUGUUCAGCUGUGUCGAUGCUUUGCACAACCUGGGUUACAUCCACCGAGACUUGAAGCCAGAGAAUUUCUUGAUUGAUGGCACCGGACACGUCAAGUUGACUGAUUUUGGUCUGGCUGCGGGUAUGCUAAGCCCUGGAAAAAUUGAGUCCAUGCGCAUCAAAUUGGAGGAAGUCGGCAAUACAUCAGUUCCCUUUGGUCGGCCGAUGGAACAGCGAACGGCAGCGGAACGACGAGAAGGAUACCGAUCACUUCGAGAACGUGAGGUCAAUUAUGCCAAUUCCAUAGUCGGGUCUCCUGACUACAUGGCGCCUGAGGUGUUGAAGGGCGAGGAUUAUGAUUUCACUGUGGAUUAUUGGAGCUUGGGAUGUAUGCUCUUCGAAGCGUUGGCAGGAUAUCCUCCAUUUGCCGGUGCUACUGUGGAUGAGACUUGGCAGAACUUGAAGCGCUGGCAGAAAGUGCUGAGGAAGCCUCAGUAUGAGGAUCCGAACUAUUUCCUCUCUCGCCGAACUUGGGAUUUGAUCACACGCCUGGUGGCAGCGAAGGACACGCGGUUCAAGAACAUUCAACAAAUUCACGACCAUGAGUACUUUGCCGAGGUGGACUUUACUAAGUUGCGUGAGCGCAUGGCACCGUUUGUUCCAGAGCUGGACUCAGAAACUGAUGCGGGCUACUUCGAUGACUUUAGCAAUGAAGCUGAUAUGGCCAAGUAUAAAGAGGUGCACGAUAAGCAACGGCAAUUGGAGGAAAUGGCAGAUCGGGACGAGCAGAUGGGUAAAGGAUUAUUUGUUGGAUUCACAUUCAGACAUCGCAAGCCAGCCGUGGAAGAUGGUCGAGGAAGUCCUCGAAAGUCUAUUCUUACAGAGGGCACCUUUGGCACGAUCUUUUAA
Molecule: messenger RNA, 2004 nt
Organism: Talaromyces amestolkiae
Lineage: Eukaryota; Fungi; Ascomycota; Eurotiomycetes; Eurotiales; Trichocomaceae
Exons: 3
Coding region: 1-2004 (667 amino acids)
Biological process (GO): peptidyl-serine phosphorylation; intracellular signal transduction
Cellular component (GO): spindle pole body
Molecular function (GO): ATP binding; protein serine/threonine kinase activity
Source: RefSeq, a predicted model, not a curated record